Messenger RNA from Acaulospora colombiana, 558 nucleotides. Lineage: Eukaryota; Fungi; Glomeromycota; Glomeromycetes; Diversisporales; Acaulosporaceae. The record is from the annotation of a GenBank genome assembly.
GUGAUCCUCAAUCUAAUGGCCGUUUGAAUCUAGGUAGAGUUAGGGGAAUGCCUAACGGCGCGAACGGAAACGCUAGAGAACUAGGUCCACCAGAUUUAUGUCACGUCAUCAAGAGCAAUGGGAAGUCUGGCCAAAAGGACAUUGGCUCGUAUCAUUACGUGUCUGGUGUUGAUGCCUCCACGUCGGCCUCAUUAGCCGCCUACCUGAAUUCCCUCACUUAUGCCUUGGAGGAUAACUCUACAUGGUUCGCCAAAAACCCUCAAUGGAAAGUCAGGAGUGGUGUGUACUGCUGCUAUAAUGCCUUUUCAAGGGUGGAUAUGAGAGUCGAUGUGAAGAUUCCUGGGACUGUGCACGACUAUGUCAUUGAUAUCCGAGGAGAACGACACGAACCGACGCCCGAACUUUGGUUAGAAACAUACCUCUCAGCUAUUCUGAGGGCGAUAUUAUACGCCGAUGAUCCCAAUUAUCGGUUGAUAGGUUACAGAAAGUUGGACCCGAUAACAACGCGGGAGAGUGAAAUUCGUUUCCUGCAGGCAGCGGAGGCGCUAUUUUCUCAGG